Messenger RNA from Rotaria sp. Silwood2, 2138 nucleotides. The record is from the annotation of a GenBank genome assembly. Lineage: Eukaryota; Metazoa; Rotifera; Eurotatoria; Philodinida; Philodinidae.
AUGUCGACAAACUCGAAGUUGGAGAAUGGACAGAUUGAUGCAAGUUUAUCAUACGAUAAACUGAAUGGUGGCUCAAUAAGUAACAAUGGAAUAUCUAAGAACGAUGUUUCUGAUCAAUCGAUGCCUUUUAAAAUGCCGCGUGCUCCACCUCAUGUUUAUUCGUGUUUUGUUGUUAAUGGGACCGCACAAUCUAUCGAGUGUACUCUACAGUAUAGUGGUCGUCCAGGAGAAGAAAAAUUUGAUCAACUGGUCAAUGUGACUAUUCCUGCUAACUCAGAGCAUUAUUUCCCUCGGCAAUUUUUUCAACCCGAUCUACCUGAAUCAUACUGUAAGUGGGUUAAAAUAGUUACACACGUUAAAGUGAUAAAGGCAAAUGGGAAAAUAUUGGAGGUUGAAUAUCCAUUUGAACACGUUCAAUAUCCUAUUCGAAAUUGGGAAUUUCAUGUCCAACACGAUAAUGAAAUUCUGUCAAAACCUCCAACCCGUAUAGUUAACGUACUCAAAUACGAGAAUCUUGAUCAAUAUGAAUGCUAAAUAAGGAGAACAGAAGACAAGUUUCUUUUAUCCUUUUCUGUAUUAAUUUUUCAUUCCAUGAAGUCAAUCAAUCUUGUUUUUUGUAGUCUGAAUGCAUGAAUAAUUCAAAAAGUUCAUAUAAAUCUCUUGUGUUAAUUUAAUUUUCAAAUAAACUCUCUAUUAAUUCUUCCUUAAUCUACAAUACCGAGUAUUCCAAAAAUAUCUAUUGAUGUAAAUUUUUAAGAGGGUGUGGAGUGGGUGUGGGCUUGCGUGUCGGUGUCGGUGGGUGCAGACGGAAUAUGGACGUGGGUGUGAAUGUUGGUGUGAUUGUGGGGUGUUUGGGUGGGUGUGGAUCAGAGAUGAGCACUGGAUAGGACGGUCCUGUUGUCCUGGUGCCCUGUCCUGUGCUCAUUUCUAAUAUUUUUUUUUCUUGAAAACUAUGUAAAAUGCAUUAGUUAGAAAAUAUUAAUUGUUGAUAUUUGCUUUGUACAAUGAAAGUAAAAUUAAAACUCUCACUCUUGGCAUUUUACAACCUCUGAAAACGGACUUAAUUGGCAGAAAAAUGGCAAAAAUCGAGACUUCUUGUCCUGUCUCUCGCCAGGACAGAGAUAGCUAGCAGGACAGGGCGCGACAGGAGAGAAAAUCUUGUCCUAUGCUCUUCUCUGGUGUGAAUGUGUGGUGUUUAGAUGGGUGUGGCGGGUGUAUACGCUGAUGCGAGUUUGGGCGUUGCUCUUCCGCCAUCGGCAGCCAUACCAACAUCCACAUAGUCCCACACCCCACGAUGAAUUCUAUAGAGUUCGUACAGUUCUACGUAUCUUAAAUGUAUCUGUGCAAUAUGUAUUUAUGUAAGGCUUGAUAUUAUUUGAUGUCAACGGAUAACUCAAUAAUGGACCAAGUCCGUAGGCUCCACGUAUGACAUGGAUUUGCUUAGAUUGCUUUAUGGGCAAACCUCUAACCGGAAGUCGAAGAUAAAAGUUCUUAUCAGUGAGGCUGAGAUGAAUGUCGAAACUAGCUGCAUCAUUGUUGAAUAAGUUCUACCUUAAAUGGAAAUCCGACCGUCAAAGAUACGCCUGACUCUAAACAAUAGAUUUCAGAAGCAAUUCAAGGGCAUAAUAUUAAUGUCUCUUUAUAAAGCUACGAACAACGAAGCUAUGGACUAAUAGAUACACUCUCACUUUAUAAUAAGGAAUAUAUUCUAACCAAAGGCAAUCACUCUGAAAAAUAAACGAGAAAGUUUCAUUUUGAAGACAAGACAUUGUGUUUUUGAUUGAAAACUCCUCUAAGUCUAGAUAAUCUCUAACGUAGCUCAAACAUCUUAUAGGAUUAGUCAGGUUUCUGGUUCCCUGAAAAAUGAUAAACUAAGCGUUAAAACAGCUCGCCUUGCGUUGAACUGAUUAGCAGUGCUUCAACAUUCAGUCACAUACAAGUGAAAAUACCAUUUGAUAUCUGGAAAAUUUCACUACGUGCGCAGCUUUCACGCUGAAAUCCAUCUUUUUUCCUUUCUAGAGGUAGGUGAGGUGUGGCUGUUGCUGUGGGCGUGUGGGGUGUGGGGGUAGGUGGCUGUGGGUGUGGCAGUGGACGUGUGGGUGGCUGCGGGUGUAGAGAUCAUUCUGUUCCUAACACCC